AUGCCAAGAGAAGCCGAAAAGCGUGCCUUCAAAGCCAACAAGGCAUGUGUGCCCUGCCGGGUACGCAAGAUCAAAUGCGAUGCCACCGUGACUGGCCUUCCCUGCAGCAGCUGCACCAGUAGGGAGUGUGCCAAGGACUGUGUUCUACCGGUCCGUAAGGGUCGGACCAGGAAAGUGAAACAUGUUUCACCGAUUCCUCGCCAUUCGGCUCAACCCUCCACUUCCGAUCUUCUGGACGGCCAAAGAUCACAUCAGACGGAGCCAGAUCUGCUCUACCUCAACAUCCUCAAUGACGCCGGCGAACAAACAGCAGAAUUCAGUCGAUCCUACCCUACUUCCAUCAGCCUCCACCGUCCAAGCUCCGGGGACAGUUUUACUCCUCGGAACUGCUUAUGGACGAAGCUACCCCACUUGGACGAUGUUGACCAUCAAUAUCUUGUCAAGAAAGGUGUCUUUGAUCUACCUCCCUCGCAAUACCUAGAUUCCCUCAUAAAGACAUACUUUGACCACGUCUACCCGUUUGCUCCUGUAAUCAAUAGAGUCGAUUUCAUUCGCGGUUUUCAGUCUGGCGACUGCUCGCUGUUCCUGCUCCACGCCAUAUUGACGCCGGCUAGUGUCCAUGCGCCAGAAGACGUACUAUCUGCCUGCGGGUUUGCCAACCGUUCCGCCGCGCAAGAGUCGUUCUUCUCCAAGGCCAAGCUUCUCGACGACUUUGCCGCUGAGAACGAUCCUUUGCUGAUGCUACAGGGAUCUAUCAUAUUAAGCAUGGUGAUUCGCGAUCGCCCUACCGACCGAGACUUUGGCUACUGGUUCCACAAUGCGAUCCGUCUUGCCGCUAAGCUUGACCUACGCACCGCCUGUGCCCGAGGAGACAAACCCCGUGCAGUGUUAAAGCUGUACAGAAGGAUCUGGUGGGCUCUCUAUUCUUUAGAUAUUUUCCAUGUCUCUGUCAAUACCAGACGCUCGCGACUACUUGAAGACAGCUCCACCAUCAAUUCUAGGACGGAAGAUGACUGGGAAGAGGAUGUCUCGGAAACAUCAUCCGGCUUGAUAUCGCCAGCCACGCCUCAGCAAAGGGCCUUGCCUGUUGCCCACUGCGAGCUGUCUCGAAUAUUCGGACAGUGUCUGUCCAACAUGACAAACAAGCCGCAGCAGGAUCCUCGAAAAAUGCUGCACCCACUCGAUGCAUGGCGCAGGUCUCUCCCUUCCAAGAUGCAUUUAGAUGGAAACAUUGCAACCGACGUGUACUAUCUAACUAUCCAAGCCAUGAGCUACAGAUUUGAGUGCAUCUUAUCUCGUCUGAUACGACGCCGUUGGCAGCAUUCCCAAUAUGACGGGAGCGAGUGGGCCAAACAGCGGCUUCGGUCUGCGAUUCUGGAGCUGGACACGAUCACCAAGAGGGUGUUGGCGAGCGGUACCCUUCAGGACUUUCCCAUAUCCUUCAUAACCACCAUAACGGCACUGCUCGCUCUACACAUUGAAUCGGCCCUCGAUCCAGCCGAGACAGACCUCGUCCGCUCCAUGGCGCGGAUAUCCAUCAGCCAGACAAUGCUCGUUCUCACCCAGGGCAAAGAAAUACCAGCCCUGAAAAGAGCUCUGCCGUUAUUUGAAGAUAUUCUUGCGAGGAAGAAUUUGAACUUGGUUCCGCCCAAUAGUCUUGGUCAGGUACCUUCGCAGUCGCCGUCACACGACAAUAGUAUGGAGGAUCCGUACGCUUCGCCGCACACACCGGUCAGCGUGCCUCCAUCAUUGGAGCAGAGUGAGAAUAAUAUAUCGCUCUUUGAGGAUUUUCUGGGAUUUGAUAUAAUGGACGAAUGGCAGAUUGGGCAACUGGAUUUUACUGGUCCAAGUUGACAUUGUUUCCAUCUGUUCGCUUUUCUGUUUUCUUAGUGUGGUCAAUUCUGUCCGUGCCUGGUUAAUAUGAGAAAUAUAAGGC
Messenger RNA from Aspergillus wentii DTO 134E9, 1936 nucleotides. RefSeq lists its product as uncharacterized. Gene Ontology annotation, biological process: regulation of DNA-templated transcription; DNA-templated transcription. The transcript has 8 exons. Gene Ontology annotation, molecular function: DNA binding; zinc ion binding; DNA-binding transcription factor activity, RNA polymerase II-specific. NCBI's taxonomy places the organism in Eukaryota, Fungi, Ascomycota, Eurotiomycetes, Eurotiales, Aspergillaceae. The record is from RefSeq and is a predicted model, not a curated record. The coding region runs from base 1 to 1854 and encodes 617 amino acids.